AUGUUUAAAAGAGCGAAUCCAAUAAAAAAGAGCCUUUGCGCCAACAGAAAAAAAGAGCCACUUUUGGCGUUAAAACGUUCAGUGUGGCAGCAGUCGCCUUUGAGCAAGGUGGCAACAUUGCACUGUAGUUGCAUAAAUAGUUUGAUUAAAAUAGUAAAUAAAAAUGUCAUUAACAAUAUUGCAAAAGCUUUCUCUGAAUGCCUUAAGGCGGAUCAACCGCUCUUGACAACAAUUCGAAAUGCAAGCAAGAAAACCGGCGGCAGCACGAGGAACAAGAAGGGACAUCCGCGUCCAAAGCACCGUGGAUGGCGUGUGCUCGACGGUCACUACGUUUCCCAUGGCACCAUUCUGGCCACGCAACUGACGACCCGCUUCCAUCCCGGCUUAAAUGUUGGCUUUGGACGCAAUGGCACGCUGUUUGCCAUGGAGCAUGGCAAGGUUAUUGUCAGCUGCGAGCCCCUCGAUCCCAACUGGGAGCACACUUGGGUUCAGCGCAAUUACGCCGGACGACAGGAUCAGACAAUUUACAAGAAAUUCUUCAAUGUUAUUCCUGAGAAACAGCAUCAACGUUUUCGCCUUGUCGAGGAAAUUUAAUUCGUUACAAUUAAAAUAAGUGAAAUACAUAAUUGUUUUAAAUUU
This is a messenger RNA of Drosophila innubila, 639 nucleotides long. RefSeq names its product 39S ribosomal protein L27, mitochondrial-like. The transcript has 4 exons. Gene Ontology annotation, biological process: translation. Gene Ontology annotation, molecular function: structural constituent of ribosome. NCBI's taxonomy places the organism in Eukaryota, Metazoa, Arthropoda, Insecta, Diptera, Drosophilidae. Gene Ontology annotation, cellular component: mitochondrial large ribosomal subunit; ribosome. The record is from RefSeq and is a predicted model, not a curated record. The coding region runs from base 1 to 594 and encodes 197 amino acids.